Nothobranchius furzeri (turquoise killifish) is the source of this 2781-nucleotide messenger RNA. Its product is annotated as protocadherin gamma-A1. Gene Ontology annotation, biological process: homophilic cell-cell adhesion. Gene Ontology annotation, molecular function: calcium ion binding. Gene Ontology annotation, cellular component: plasma membrane. NCBI's taxonomy places the organism in Eukaryota, Metazoa, Chordata, Actinopteri, Cyprinodontiformes, Nothobranchiidae. The record is from RefSeq and is a predicted model, not a curated record.
GAGGGGUGUAUUUUAUCUCAAUGUGAUUGCAGUUAUAACCCAGGAAGGCGGCUUGAAUGAUCGGAUUGUGCUAACUUCCUUUUUCAGCUGAAAAAAAUUAUUCAAGCAGCCAUAUUUUUACUACAACGGGAUGAUUCUGUUUAACCAGCAACGUUUUCUUUGAAAUGUUGAGAAGCUAUCUAUAAAACACAUUCCUGACAAACAAUGGGCUUCACGGACAUCAGGAGACAACGGAGAGCUGCGUGCCUCUGUUUUUGUCUGGCGCUGCUGAUUGUGACAGAAUUUGAAGAAAUUUCGGCUCAAAUUCGAUAUUCCAUCCAAGAAGAACUUAAACCGGGCAGCACGGUCGGGAAUGUGGCCAAAGAUCUUGGUUUAGAUGUCGGGAGGCUGGCGGAUAGAAAUCUGCGUGUGGUGUCAGGAACAAAGCAGGAGCUGUUUAAGGUAAAUCAGAGAAAUGGCGUUUUAUCAGUGAACCAGAGAGUCGACAGAGAGGAGCUGUGCGCAAAAGCUGUUCCAUGCGUCACAAACCUGAAAGCUGUUGUUGAAAAUCCUCUAGAAAUGCACCAAGUAAUGGUGGACAUUCUGGAUGUGAACGACAACUCUCCACAAUUUCCUGAAGAAAACUACACACUAGAGGUGCUGGAGUCCGCCAUUGUUGGAUCGCGAUUUCAGAUUGAAGGAGCGCACGACUUGGAUGUCGGAUUAAAUUCCAUACAUUCUUACAGAUUAAAUCACAACCAAUAUUUUCGACUGGAAACGGAGGAUUUUGGGGAGGAAGGGAAAAUUCCAUUUUUAGUGUUGCAAAAACCUUUGGAUCGAGAAGAAAUGGAUCGACACUGGCUUUCAUUAACAGCGGCAGAUGGAGGGAAACCAUCAAAAUCAGGAAACCUAAAUAUUACCGUUAUUGUAUCUGAUAUAAAUGAUAAUCCUCCUGUGUGUGGUACACAGAAAUACACCAUAACAAUAAAGGAAAACGCGCCCGUUGGAACGUUGUUAUUAACAGUAAACGCAUCAGACCCAGAUGAGGGGAUAAACGGUGACACUGAAUAUUCGCUAAGGAGUAAAAAUCGAGGAGUCUCGUCUGAGCCGUUCGAUCUGGAUAGUAGAACCGGGAAACUGGCGGUGAAGGAACCACUGGAUUACGAAGCAAAACAGGUGUAUGAGAUAAAGGUUCUGGCUGCAGACAAAGGGUCAGUUCCUCUCUCAGCACUGUGCAGUGUGACUGUAAGAGUGGAAGACGUGAAUGAUAACCAACCGGAAAUAGAAAUUACGUCAUUUUCAAGUCAUAUUCCGGAAGAUGCUCCACCUGGAACGGUGGUAGCGCUCAUGGGAGUGACGGAUAUCGACUCUGGUGUGAAUGGACAGGUGGUUUGCAGCGUUCCUGCUGACCUACCUUUUGAUUUAAAGCCGUCGCCUGACGGACAGUCUUAUUCCUUAGUAACAAGGAAUCACUUGGAUAAGGAAAUAACACCCAUGUAUAACAUAGCCAUAACAGCAACGGAUUUAGGGAGCCCCGCCCUGUCAUCAGUAAAGGUGAUACAGGUGGAGGUACUGGAUGUCAACGAUAACAGCCCCUUGUUCACUCAGAGUCCGUACUCGUUUUAUAUAUAUGAAAAUAAUAAAGCCGGGAGGUCGAUAUUUUCAGUAAGAGCCACUGAUGCUGAUGGAGGAGAAAACUCUGUAGUCUCAUAUUCUCUUGACCGCAAGAGUCCAGGACCAACUGCGUUUUUAAACAUAAACGAGGCCAACGGUUCAAUUGCUGCACUGAAAAGUUUCGACUUUGAAACUGUGAAAUCGUUCCAGUUCCAAGUUGUGGCCUCAGACUCUGGAAGUCCGUCCCUGAGCAGCAACGUGACAGUGAACGUGUUCAUUCUGGAUCAGAAUGACAACGCUCCAGUCAUCCUGUAUCCAGUCAGCUCCAACGGUUCUGCUGAAGGUGUGGAGGAGGUUCCCCGCAACGUGAACACAGGACACUUGGUGACUAAAGUCAGAGCCUAUGAUGCUGAUAUAGGAUAUAAUGGCUGGCUGCUGUUCUCGCUGCAGGAAGUGACUGACCGCAGUCUGUUUGGUUUGGACCGCUACACAGGACAGAUCAGAACACUUCGCUCAUUCACAGAGACAGACGAGGCUGAGCAUAAACUGCUCAUCCUGGUCAAAGACAAUGGCAACGUGUCACUGUCAGCAACAGCUACUGUCAUUGUCAAAGUGGUGGAGCCCAAAGAGGCUUUUGCAGCUUCUGAUGUGAAGAGUUCAGCCAAAGAUGAUGAGGAGACUGAUGUGACUUUUUACCUGAUGAUCACUUUGGGCUCAGUGUCGGUUCUGUUCCUCAUCAGCAUCAUCGUGCUGAUUGCAAUGCAGUGCUCCAAGUCCACAGAAUAUACUUCGAAAUAUCUCCAAGAGGCUAAUUAUGAUGGGACACUGUGUCACAGCAUCCAGUACAGAUCUGGAGACAAACGCUACAUGUUAGUAGGACCCAGGAUGAGUGUAGGAUCUACUAUAGUACCUGGAAGUCAUGCAAACACUCUGGUGCUGCCUGACAGGAGGAACACUUCUGAUGAGGUAAGACUUAUUUCUGGCUUUACCAAGAUUCAGUAUCCAAGUGCGCUGUCCAUGGUGCUGACGGCUUUCUGUCACAUCAGCGUAGAUGGUGGCGUUGUGGUUCUGGCCCAGCCUUUGAAAAUGAUUUCUAUGCGGUUCGGUGUGGAGACCGAGCGUUCAGACAAAGAUAUGAGUCAGUGUAACGAGCGAGUGGAUGCAAGAGGGACACUGGAUCCAUUUUAA